AUGCUGUUUGGAAGAAAAGCCGCCGAGAGAUUGGCCAACAAGAUCGUCCUCAUCACGGGGGCGUCGUCGGGAAUUGGCGAGGCCACCGCCCAGGAGUUCGCCCGUGCCGCCAACGGCAACGUCCGUCUCGUGCUUGCCGCCCGCCGCGAGGAGCGGCUCAAGCAAGUGCGGUCCCAGUUGCUCGAGGAGUUCCCCAGCCUCAAGAUCCACACCCUGAAGUUGGACGUGACCAAAAAGGAGCAGAUCGGCCCCUUUUUGCUGGGGUUGCCCCAGGAGUUUGCCGACAUCGACAUCCUCAUCAACAACGCCGGCAAGGCGCUUGGCCGGCUGGCGGUGGGGGAGAUCAGUGACGACGACAUGCAGGGGAUGAUGGACACCAACGUCAUCGGGCUCAUCAACAUGACGCAGGCGGUGUUGCCCCUCUUCAAGCAGAAGAACGCCGGCGACAUCGUCAACUUGGGGUCGGUGGCGGGCAAAGACCCUUACCCCGGCGGCGCCGUGUACUGCGCGUCGAAAGCCGCCGUCAACUUCUUCUCCCACUCGUUGCGCAAGGAGUUGAUCAACACGGGUAUCCGGGUGAUGGAGGUGUGCCCCGGGGCCGUCAAGACCGAGUUUUCGUUGGUGCGGUUCCACGGCGACGCCGACGCCGCCGAGAAGACCUACGACGGCACCACGCCGUUGACUGCGGAGGACAUCGCCGAGAUCAUCGUGUUUGGCUGCUCGCGCCGCGCCAACACCGUCGUCGCCGAGACGCUCGUGUUCCCGUCACACCAGGCGCUGGCGUCGCACGUGUUCAGAAGAUCGUAG
Molecule: messenger RNA, 807 nt
Organism: Diutina rugosa
Lineage: Eukaryota; Fungi; Ascomycota; Pichiomycetes; Serinales; Debaryomycetaceae
Exons: 1
Coding region: 1-807 (268 amino acids)
Cellular component (GO): cytosol
Molecular function (GO): oxidoreductase activity
Source: RefSeq, a predicted model, not a curated record